Molecule: messenger RNA, 738 nt
Organism: Camellia sinensis
Lineage: Eukaryota; Viridiplantae; Streptophyta; Magnoliopsida; Ericales; Theaceae
Source: RefSeq, a predicted model, not a curated record
AUGUCAGUUGCUUUAGCAAUGUGGGACUGGAGACUUCAAAGCAGAGUACGGCCCCAUCGUCACCCUCCAGAUUGGGUCUCGUCCCGCCAUCUUCGUCGGCAGCCACUCCGUCGCCCACCGUGCCCUCAUUCAGAACGGCGCCGUCUUCUCCGACCGUCCCAAGCCCGUCGCCACCAGCAAGAUAUCGCAAAGAACCAUCAGGUCAGAAAGAAGUACACCAUCCAGCUCGGCGAAAACGAGCUUGUCCUCAAGGAGCUGGAUUUGUUGAAUGAAGAUGCGAAUGUGUACAAAUUGAUAGGACCUGUACUCGUGAAGCAGGAUUUAGCAGAGGCCAAUGCGAAUGUCCGCAAGCGAAUUGAUUACAUUUCUGCUGAAUUGAAACGUUUGGAUGCAACUCUACAAGAUCUAGAAGAAAAACAAAAUAGUAAGAAAGAUGCGAUUUUAAAGUUGCAGCAAAGAAUUCAAUCUCUCUGGUCCCUUUUUCUAUCCACUAAACCCACUUUCAUCAUUUCCAUGAUUCCCUUUACUUUACCACCAAACACUUUACACCCACUCUCUCUCCUCACCUCCUCCACUACAUCAGGAGGGUUUGGAGUUAGGAAGAGAUCCAAUUUCAUCGAUCGAAGUUCAGCCGAAAAUGCGGAUGUGGUUGUUCUCGUUAGGGGUAAGCAGCGGAUAUUCCGAUCUAUUCAAGUUGUUCGAAUUGAUCCGAUUCGCCACAUUUUGGAUGAUGCAUGA